GUUUCUGGUCGAUCCAUCUUGCAACGAUUCCAAUGUUAUGAAGAUCAAAUCUAUUAUUUUUAUUUCCCUGAUUAUACCUCAUGUACACCUUUUGUAUGUGAUUAUGCCCAUUCUGCGAAUGAUGGAAACUUAUUGGCUGUACCUGAUGAAGAAGGUCGUAUCUCUAUUAUUAGAACAGAUAAAUCCAAUGAUAUCUCACAAGGUCAAUAUCAUUGCUCAUUCUAUUGUCAUGCAAAUGCAGUAGUGGAUGUUAAAUGGAGUCGUGAUGAUACCAUGUUAUUAACAUCUGCAGCUGAUAGUAAAUCAAGGAUCAUGGAUGUAGAAACACAACAAUGUCUUGGUACUUUUAUUGGUCAUAGGGCUAUUUUAAGAUCUGGCAAUUGGCAUCCUACCAAUCCACGUAAAUAUUUAGGUAGUUAUCCUAUGUAUGGACCAAUCAAGGCAGUUCCAGAUGCACAUGUUGAACCCAAUUCAAUCAUCAAAAAGAAACGACCUGUGAAAACCAUUACAGCUGGUCGAACAGUAACAUGUGCAUUAUUUUAUCCAAAUGAAGAAGAAAAAGUCAUCACCUCUGGAAGUUUUGAUGGUGCUAUCAAACUCUGGGAUUGUCGCGCUGGUCGUUCUCCCUCCACUUUGCAAGCUACUCAUUUUCAACAAAAUGGACGAAGAAAAGGAAUUUCUGAUAUGAAGAUCGAUCAUUCUGAAACUCGAUUGUUUAGUGUGUGUAUGGAUAGCAGUAUCUAUAUGCAUUAUCUUUUGGAUUUAACGGAACCAGCACGAAGAUAUACUGAUCCAAGUUACAACUCAUCCUGCUUCACCAUCAAGUUAUCUGUCUCACAUGAUGAUCAAUUCCUAUUGGCUGGUUCUAACAACUCCAACAAUGUCUAUGCUUGGGAUGUAGAUGGGGAUCCAACAGUUGCUCAUGCAUUUGAAGGUCAUACGGAUACUGUCAGUGGUGUUGCUUGGCAUAAAUCGAACAAUUAUCAGGUAAAUGGAUAUAAAAUGAGAAAAAAAAAAAGGUUGCAAUGA
Messenger RNA from Halteromyces radiatus, 1029 nucleotides. Its product is annotated as WD40-repeat-containing domain protein. The record is from RefSeq and is a predicted model, not a curated record. Gene Ontology annotation, biological process: proteasome-mediated ubiquitin-dependent protein catabolic process. The annotation marks the transcript as partial. NCBI's taxonomy places the organism in Eukaryota, Fungi, Mucoromycota, Mucoromycetes, Mucorales, Cunninghamellaceae. Gene Ontology annotation, cellular component: nucleus. The transcript has 7 exons. Gene Ontology annotation, molecular function: protein binding; protein-macromolecule adaptor activity.